AUAAAUACUACAAUUACAUAAUGGUAAACCGCAGACUUGUUGUAAGAAAGCUUCUUUGUGUUUUAAUAAAGGAGCAAGUUAAGACUUCUUCCACAUUGCAUAUCCAUUUACAUCAACAUCAACGCGUCCCCACUUAUCUCCUAAAUCCCAAGUCACAAAAUUCACCGCAAACUUGGGCUGUAGAAAUAAGUAUAUUUAGUUUUGUUUAUUCUAAAAUAUAAAAGUUCUCACCAAAAAAAAAAAAAAAUUCAACGGUGAUGUAGAACCCACUGAAAGGUUCAGAGCUGUCGUUUCCUCAUCCAUUCUAAUGAUCUCUCUUAUAUAAUCCCCUUCACACUCGCCACCAUAUUCUCAUGCAUCUUACUCAUUUCAUCAUCUCUUACUAACCCAAAAAACAAACACACAAACAAAAAAUAAAGAAAAUAAUAAAUAUUAUGGAUCUUCUCCUUCUCUUGUUCUCUAUUCUUCUCUCAUAUCUCUUCUUCAAGAUCUGGAAACUCAUAGACUCAAAGAAAGACAAAGACUGCUACAUCUUAGACUACCAAUGUCAUAAACCAUCGGACGACCGAAUGGUGAGCACUCAGUUCAGCGGAGAAAUCAUUCACCGAAACAAGAACCUCGGUUUAAACGAAUACAAGUUCCUUCUGAAAGCCAUCGUAAGCUCAGGGAUUGGAGAACAAACCUACGCUCCAAGACUCGUCUUCGAAGGCCGAGAAGAGCGUCCUUCAUUACAAGAUGGGAUCUCGGAGAUGGAAGAUUUCUACGUAGAAAGCAUCGGAAAACUCCUGGAGAGACAAAAAAUCUCACCUAAAGAAAUCGACAUCCUCGUAGUCAACGUCUCCAUGCUCUCCACAAUGCCUUCUUUAGCUUCAAGAAUCAUAAACCAUUACAAGAUGAGGGAAGACGUCAAGGUCUUCAACUUGACCGGGAUGGGAUGUAGCGCGAGUCUAAUCUCCGUAGACAUUGUGAAGAACAUUUUCAAGAGCUACGCAAACAAGUUAGCUCUUAUUGCUACAUCCGAGUCUUUAGGCCCUAAUUGGUACAGCGGAAACAACCGUUCGAUGAUUCUAGCUAACUGCUUGUUCCGGUCCGGUGGCUGUGCUAUUCUUUUGACUAACAAACGUAGCUUGAGAAAGAAAGCUAUGUUUAGGCUUAAGUGUAUGGUACGGACUCACCAUGGAGCUAGAGAGGAUUCUUACAACUGUUGUAUCCAGUCCGAGGACGAACAAGGCCGUGUAGGGUUUUACUUGGGGAAGAAUCUACCAAAAGCGGCGACUCGAGCUUUUGUAGACAAUCUCAAGGUCAUAACACCCAAGAUUCUUCCAGUAACCGAGCUCUUCAGGUUCAUGCUAAAGCUACUCAUCAAGAAAAUCAAGAUGCAUCAAAACCCUAGCAAGGCCUCCAUGAAUCUCCCACCGGGGACUCCUAUAAAGGCAGGGAUCAACUUCAAAACCGGGAUCGAACAUUUUUGCAUUCAUACUGGAGGAAAAGCGGUGAUUGAUGGGAUUGGACAUAGCUUGGAUUUAAGCGAGUAUGAUAUUGAACCGGCGAGGAUGACUCUUCACCGGUUUGGGAAUACAUCGGCUAGUAGUUUGUGGUAUGUUUUGGCUUAUAUGGAAGCUAAGAAGAGACUGAAGAGAGGAGAUAGAGUGUUUAUGAUAAGCUUUGGAGCUGGUUUUAAAUGCAAUAGCUGCGUUUGGGAAGUUGUGAGAGAUCUCACCGUUGGAGGAUCAAAAGGGAAUGUGUGGAAUCAUUGCAUUGAUGAUUAUCCACCUAAAUCGAUUUCGAAUCCUUAUUUGGAGAAGUUUGGUUGGAUUCAAGAUGAAGAACUUGAUACUUUCAAGAUCCCUGACGGGUUUAUGUAAAACGUUUCCGCACAAAAACGCAAACGCGAAAAUAACACAAAAGUUAAAAAUGAAAACGCAAGAAAAAUGGAAAAUAAAUUGAAGACGAGUUUGUUUGGUGAGAAAACAUUCAAUGAGCAUUUCAUUCCACCACCAGAUCCCGGGCCCUAUUUUUCUCCAUAGAAAAUGACAAAAUUGAUAGGCAUCCCUUAUUAACAAAUUAGUAUUUAAUUAAGUACGCAUAUAUAAUAAAGUUUACUCAUGCCUCACGACAAACAAUAAAGUUAAAAAAUGUCCCAAUUAGGACUGAUUUAAUUGACUUAUUUAGUAAUCGGGGAAGAAAGAAUAUUUACUAAACAUCAUUAUCUCAGACUCUCAAAUGACAUUUUGAUGCCAUAAUUACAGAAAUAUAAGCCGUUAUAGCUUCAUACUUUGCGAAUAAAGGAAAUGAAAAUGAUAUUUUUCCAGGUUAGAGCCGACUCAUACUAGAUCACUUGACUCUGUGACUUAUUUUAUGAACCAGACGUCUUUAUUCUAUGUAGUGAAUUCAAUAUAGUUGGAGUUCUUAUUACAAAAGGAAAACGAGAGACCCAUCAUUUUCAUUUUAAAUUCAUUAAAUGGUAAAAGUAAAACCGACCCAUUGUGUCCAACGUCAAAUGCGACCCCUUGUUCUAUGGAUGAAAACCAGGAAAUUAAAGUAGUAGGAAUUUGAAUUAGUAUAUUGCUUCUUAAUCAGGAUAUGUUUUCUAUGGUAGUAUCUUUUUUUUUUUGAACACAUUUGAGUGUGUUAUUAGUUAGUCUGUAGAAGCCUUCUUUACUUUUUUUUUCUAUCAUUUAGAAUUAUCAAUCAUAUUUUAAAUUAAUUUUUAAAGUUACAAUAAAAAUUAUCUAUUUAUUAACGUAAUAUUUUUCUAUGAUAUAGGAACAUAUAUAAUUGUAAAAUAAUUAUUUUUUAUUUUUAAUCUAGUUUUAACAGUAAAUUAUACAUUAUAAUUUUCAAAAUUAUGUCUCAAUCAAUCAGCUCCAAGUAGUAGUAUCUUGAACCAUAUUUUAUCAUAUACUGAGAUUUGGGAUUUCUCAAAUUUGAUUGCUUGUUAUAUAUAUUGUAAACAUAUAUAUGGAAAAAUGUCUCUUAAUCAAAAUUUUUUUUUUGAAACUAAUUUUUUUUAACUAUUUUCAAUUUGUGCGUGUCAUACUUACACAUGGAUCAUGCUAAUAUAUCAUGUAUCUGUCAAUUUUAUCGGAUGUCCCCAAAAAGCCUUUUUGUCAAAAUAUUGUUUACAUAUGGUUGGAGAUCAGUUAUUUUGUAUGGGAUUAUAAAGUUUUUGUGUGGGAUAGUUAUAUAUUUUGACGACUUAUGUUUCUAAUAUAAUACAACAACUGUUCGGAGAUUUUAGUAUUAAUAAUAUAUUUAAUUUAUAGCUUUUUAUAUUUAAUUUAAUUCGACCGUAUAAUAAUAAGAAAAAAAAGGAACAAGCUAAAAGGGUAAUAAAUAGGGAUGGGUACGUGACAGAAGAAAGAAAGCGGUCCAAAAUCGAAUAAAAGUACUUUUGCUACUCUUUCUUUAAAUUCGCCACUCAAGACAGAUAAACGUUUAUUUCUCCCACAUACACGUGGGAAUAUUAGGUGCCGUUGAUCCUCUAAGAUCUAUUAUCAAUAAAUAGGAAUCUGUAUCAUUGUAACGACACAACGUGAUUUUUUUUCCUUUGGUUGAAUAAAUCAAUCCAACAGAAGUAAUCGUGUUUUACUGCCUGAUUUCGUAAUGUUUAAACCUAAUUUAUCACUGAAUCAUCCACCUUUCUUUUUCUAGUUACAAUACAUUUUGAAUAAUAUGAUUUUCUUUCAGAAUUCAUAUAUAACAUUUCUUUUAGCUAACUUCUAUUUGAUAAUAAGAGAAAAUAUACUACUCUCUGAGAACAUGUUCCUACAUUUAGGAUGAAAAAUGGCAGUAAAAAUGAGGUUUACAAACGAUCCCAAACGAGUUAGGGGUCAAAACGGUGAUAAAUGUUUCUUUCGUAAGUACUUGUUUGAGACAGUUACACAAGGAGACACAUUGUGUGUUUGUUUUUCGGUGGGAGACACAAUGUGAGUUUGGCACACAUUCCUUCCACUUUAUCCCGCCAGCUGUCCUUUAUUGCCCAGAACUACCCUUGGUUAUUGUAAAGAGAGUGUUAGCUUUUUAGAAGUCUUGUUUCUUUCUUUAUAACUAUAUUACGGUUCAGUUGUAAUAAAUGUAAAGAUACAGCUAUGGGUUUUAUGUUGGAUGGUGCAGUCGUGGAUGGAAGAUAUGUGAACGUGUGGACGAGGCUUCGUGGACGAGGUUUUUAAUCUUACAAGAGUUUCGUAGACUAGAUUUCGUGGACGAAGUCUUGUGGAUGGUUUUAGUGGAUUAUAAGUUCAUCAUUUUCAUAAAAAGAUGAUCAAACUUUUCUUUCAUAUAUAAUAAAUUUAAGU
Molecule: messenger RNA, 4298 nt
Organism: Brassica napus (rape)
Lineage: Eukaryota; Viridiplantae; Streptophyta; Magnoliopsida; Brassicales; Brassicaceae
Product: 3-ketoacyl-CoA synthase 12
Exons: 2
Coding region: 435-1865 (476 amino acids)
Biological process (GO): fatty acid biosynthetic process
Cellular component (GO): membrane
Molecular function (GO): acyltransferase activity, transferring groups other than amino-acyl groups
Source: RefSeq, a predicted model, not a curated record